Messenger RNA from Megachile rotundata (alfalfa leafcutting bee), 1214 nucleotides. RefSeq names its product N-acetylneuraminate lyase. Gene Ontology annotation, molecular function: lyase activity. The record is from RefSeq and is a predicted model, not a curated record. NCBI's taxonomy places the organism in Eukaryota, Metazoa, Arthropoda, Insecta, Hymenoptera, Megachilidae.
UAUUCGUUCUGUACAUGCAAGUUUCGAGUGAUUAAAAAAUACAGUCGAUAUCAUUAUGUAGAAAGAUAAUUAGGAAAGCUGUUUGUAUAAGAUUAUUACAGUGUCACAAGUGGAGAGUUUAAAAACAUCAGAAGUGUGGCUUGAUAUGUAGUUGAAACCGGUUUAUCUGAGUCGUGCUGAAAAGAAUUCCUCUUCAAUAACUUUUGUACAGUUUACAAAUCAGUUCUUUGGUAUACACCUCGUAUUCCACGAUGCCGAGAAUACCGUUCACAUAUAAAGGUCUUAUCGUCCCCGUCUUUUCACCGUUUAAUAAUGACAGUGUAAGGAGUCUAAACUUGUCAGUUGUACCGCAGUACGCCAAAUAUUUAGCUUCAAAGAAAGUUAAUGGAGUUCUUGUCAAUGGAACAACUGGAGAAGGUCCGUCCAUGUCUGUAGGCGAGAGGAAGUUACAUGCUGAAGCAUGGGCCGACGUUGUAAAAACGACAAAACAACAUUUGAUGAUUCAAGUAGGAGGUGCACCGCUUCCCGAUGUUCUUGAACUCGCAAAGCAUGCUGAGAAUAUCAAAGCAGAUUCUAUACUCUGUCUACCGGAAUUAUAUUUCAAACCAUCAUCCCCAGAACAAAUUAUCGAGUACUUAAAAUUAGUCGGCUCUGCAGCACCGAGUACACCUCUUCUUUAUUAUCAUAUUCCAGUACUCACUAACGUUAAUGUGCAUAUGAGACAAUUCCUUGAAUCAGUGGGGGAAAAAAUUCCAACAUUUGCGGGAAUAAAAUUCACAAGCGCUAAUUUGGAAGAAGGUACUCAAGCAUUAAAUGUUGGUAACAAAAAGUAUGCAGUGUUCCUUGGAAAUAAUCAGACAAUAAGUGCUGCCUACACAUUAGGAAUCGAUUCAUUCAUAUCAACAACCGCCAACAUGUUACCGGAACUAGUACUCGAAAUUAUGGCCGAAGGGAAAGCUGGAAAUAUGUUUAAAAUGAGAGAAAAACAAGAACUAUUGACAAAGGCUGUGAUUGCUACAUCAAAACAUGGUGCUUGGGCAGAGAGUUCAAAAGUAGCAAUGCCCUUAUUGACCAAUGUUAAUCCUGGUCCUGUACGUGCACCAUUGAGAGUUUUACCUCCGCAAGCCUCACAAACAAUGAAGAAAGAUUUUGAAAAUUUAGAAUUUCAAAUACAUGAGUAAAUUUCACGCUAAAGCAAAAAUAGUCAACCGUGU